Molecule: messenger RNA, 827 nt
Organism: Papilio polytes (common Mormon)
Lineage: Eukaryota; Metazoa; Arthropoda; Insecta; Lepidoptera; Papilionidae
Gene: IscU
Product: iron-sulfur cluster assembly scaffold protein IscU
Exons: 3
Coding region: 118-588 (156 amino acids)
Biological process (GO): intracellular iron ion homeostasis; iron-sulfur cluster assembly
Cellular component (GO): mitochondrial matrix; cytoplasm
Molecular function (GO): 2 iron, 2 sulfur cluster binding; ferrous iron binding
Source: RefSeq, a predicted model, not a curated record
GUCAACUUGAGUCAAACUGUCAAAAAAUCAAUAUAUUAUUGUACUGCGUUGCACGAAUUCCAAAGAACUACUAACAAAGCUUUUAAUAUCAAUACUACAAAUUUAAGCCUUGGAAGUAUGGCGUACCUAAUCCCUAAUUUACGGAGAUGCUUCUGCUUAAACACAUCAAGCAACAUCAACGUUAUACAAACUGCUGCAUAUCAUGCAAAUGUUAUUGAUCACUACGAGAAUCCUCGUAAUGUAGGAUCUUUAGAUAAAAAAGACAAAAAUGUUGGCACCGGUCUCGUGGGCGCACCUGCCUGUGGUGAUGUCAUGAAGCUGCAGAUUAAAGUUGAUGAAAACGGCAAGAUCAUUGACGCGAAAUUCAAAACUUUUGGAUGUGGUUCUGCUAUCGCUUCCAGCUCUCUGGCAACUGAGUGGGUUAAAGGCAAAACCGUGGAUGAGGCUCUUAAAUUGAAAAAUACUGACAUUGCUAAAGAAUUAUCUUUGCCCCCAGUUAAGCUACACUGUUCUAUGCUUGCUGAAGAUGCUAUUAAGGCAGCUCUAUCAGACUACCGCAUCAAACAGCAGAAUCCUCAAAAGGAAUAGACUUUGCAGAAGAUGAAGGCUUUGGAACAGAUCUGUGAUUGAAAAAAAAAUGAUGGAAGUUAUUUAGAAUUGUGGUUUUAGCUACUAAGUGGCAGUUAUUCGCAAACUUCUUAUAUAGAAAAUCCUGUUACAAUUCAAUGUUUUAGGCACAAAGAUAGAAUUUAGAAAUUCCUGAUUCUGAAUGUAGUGCAAUUUUGUCUUGGAAAAUAAAACUUCAAAUAUAAUAAUGUAAUCAAUUA